Messenger RNA from Fundulus heteroclitus (mummichog), 2311 nucleotides. RefSeq lists its product as uncharacterized. The transcript is spliced from 9 exons. The coding region runs from base 82 to 1008 and encodes 308 amino acids. The record is from RefSeq and is a predicted model, not a curated record. NCBI's taxonomy places the organism in Eukaryota, Metazoa, Chordata, Actinopteri, Cyprinodontiformes, Fundulidae.
AGUGGGUAAAAGAUGUCCUCCUUUCACGGAUAUGGUGCUCUGCCUUAACGGUCAAAUCUGAAAGAGCAGCAGAGGCUGAAGAUGUUCUUCUCUCAUAGAGGCCGUCAGUGGUUCUCUCUGCUGUCUGAGCUGCUCCUUCACGUGCUUCUUGGACUCUGCCUUCAUGAUGUGGAGGCUUCUGGAGGAAAACAAGUUAUUCAUAAAAAAGUUGGAGACUCUGUGGAGAUUUCCUCAAAUUUACCAACUGAAGGAGUCAGUAGGGCAAGAUGGAAAUAUGAAGACUCAACAGUUGCAGACCAACGUUUAGGUGUUAUAGAAAACAAUCCCUUUCAGGCCAGAGUGCAGUUCAAUAAUGUGAACUUUAGUUUAACAAUAAAAGACCUGACCCUGCAAGAUUCUGGUGAUUUCAGUUUUAUCUCAUUAGCCAAUGAUCAACAAAGACCUACAGUCUUCAUCACUCUGCUAGUUCACGAGCCGAUAUCUAAGAAGCCCGACCUGAAUUCUACCAUCAGUGAGCCCGACUCAAAGGGAGUCUGUACGGUUCACCUGGAAUGCAGAGCAGCUUCUCACAGCAACAUCAGCUACACCUGGAUUGUAGGAAAGCAAACCUAUGAAGGUCAAAGACUGGAACACAACAUCACUUUACAAGAUGGAAACACAACAUUCACCUGCACUGCCUCUAACGUCGUCAGUGAGAUGUCAGCGUUAGAAACAGUGAUGUGUAGAAACAACACCAAACCCGUCUCUGAUGAAGGGUCUAGCUCUGUCAUAUUUUGGGUUAGGCUGGCCAUUGCAGUUCUGGUUAUUCUAUUCUUGGUCUCACUGCUUCAUUUCACAAAUACGAAGGAUUUACUUUGUACCAGGGUUGAAGGUACUGCAACAGCUGACCAGGAUCAGACUCAGCAACAUCCCCUCAGCUCACCUCCUCCUGGUGAUGAGUCGGUGUAUGAAAAAAUGAGAGGCUCCAUAGAUGCUGAACAAGGUGAACCUUCAGAUGAAAACCUCUAAGAGUUGAAAACCUCUAAAAGUUCCCAUCACGCAACAGGACGAUGUUAAAGACAACAAGUGGACAAGAUGAGCCCAGAAAAUACACCAGAAGAGUUCAUUUCAGUGACUUCCUUGUCUUGUUAUGGUGAAUAUAUUAGUGUUCAUGAAUAAGGCUGAUUCCCAUCAGCAGGCUCCUCAUCCAAGUCACAACCCAAAAUCAUUCUUUUGGAAUGAGGGAAGAAAAUUUUAGCACCUAUGGAAUACCUACACAUAACGAGAAACUGCUUUUCUGUUUUAGAAACGUUUAUUUUAAUCAGUAGAAUAAUACGACAAACCACUGAUCAGUAACAGAGUUGCUCGCCCUUGUUCUGACAGCAAAAACACUUAACACACGUGUCAUUAUAGCACAACAUGCCGACUAAAUGAAUCGGUCAAUGUAACAAGAAGGAAGAAGGAAACUCCAUGGUUGUGUCAGGAUCUCCAUCUGAAAAUGUCUAAUUAUAACUCCAACAGCUCCUGUUCUUUGACCUUUCCUGGGGUCAACAGUAAGAACACUGUCAUGGAGAAAGAAAGGCGCUUCGCACUGCUGUGCCGAGUUCAGACAGCCUUCCGAAAAUGAACUACAAAGUAGGCGCUCUUUUCCCCCUGGUCAUCUUCGCAAAUUUCUGUGAGAUGGGCUGUGCUUGUACAUUAAGUCACCCAAAGGAAUGUGGGAUUCCAUAUAGCUCCUUAACUUAAUCAAUUAUUAUUAUUAUUAUUAUUAGUAUUAUUAGUAUUAUUAUUAACCUGGCCAGCCAGAUUGAUGUUGUGCAGCAUUCCCCCUUCAGCACAUUAUCUAUCUGGGACUGUUCCCAUUUAAUCGGUUUGGGAAAGGAGAGACAUUAGGCAGACCUCGCCGAGCUGUUUGGACAAAGCGACACCUUGUGCCCAUCUACCAAAUGUUGGUUUCAGCCGAUCACAGUAUGAAAUUAAAACAUAAGGAGCAGUUGCUAUGACAAACCACGAAUGGGCUGAGCUAGUCUGAUGGCUGAUGUAUAGUCCAGUGUUAAGUUGUGGGUCUGCCAUGCCAGAGGUCGCAGGAUAGAUACUUAGUGUAUUAGUACUACAUUUUCACCCCCACAGUAUAUAUAUCAAAACGUGCGUCUUGAUCCUGUUAAGUGUGCUUUUGGGGAAUGGUGGCCCAGUGGUUAGAGCAGCGAGCUUGCACUCAGAGAAGGAUGCAAGUACCUGGUUUGAUCCCAGCACCUGAGCAAAACCUUAACCCCAGAACACUUCCCAGGCGCCGCACAGUGGCAGCCCACUUCUCCCCAAGGGUGAUGGGUUA